AUGAAAAAUGUAUCGUUGGCCAUAUCGGACUUAUGUGUAGCAAUUCUGGUGAUGCCUUUGGCCCUACACUAUGAGCUGACGGGCACUUGGAAUCUAAGCCCUGGUAUAUGCGAUCUCUGGGUCUCAUUUGACGUGACGUGUUGUACCUCAUCUAUCCUUAAUCUAUGUAUGAUCUCAAUCGAUCGUUAUCUGGCGAUCACAAAGCCGCUGACAUAUGGUGUGCAACGGACUGCCAAAAGAAUCCUGUCAUUCAUCGGCGUCGUAUGGGUGGCCAGUGUUCUCAUAAGUAUACCGCCAUUGUUAGUAUUGGGUAAUGAGCAUGGUAAUGCACAACAGGCCACUUGUAUGGUGAGCCAGAAUAUUGGUUACCAACUGUACGCCACUUUGUCUGCCUUUUACAUUCCACUCACUGUAAUGAUUGUCGUGUAUUACAAGAUAUAUAUCGCGGCCAAAAGGGUAGUGGAAGCGGAACUGAGAGAUCAGUUGCCGUCGACUAAACCACAUACACCGCACUUACCAUUACUGAAAAAUCACCAAAACUCUAGUGACAAUCACACGAAAAAAGUGGAGUCAAACCACGUCUGGACGCGAAUUAAAGGUUGCGAUUGCUAUGAAAAUACUCAGAAAACGGAAACAAUAGCUAUAAAUGCGGACCAGAUCUCAGUGACGAAGACAUUACGACAAACAAAUGGUAUGUCGAGUACAGGAAGUGCUGCGACAACACCACUCGCAUCGCAACCAUCGCACACAUCAUCAUUAAAACCGGGUCUCGAGACUCAACAAAAGAGAUCCUCAGACUCUUCAACAAUCAAUACCAGCCAUGCAUUCAAAAGGCGAACGUCUAAUGCAUUACGAGAGCGAAAGGCAUCGUUUACUUUAGGAGUCAUAAUGACUGCAUUCACUGUUUGCUGGUUACCAUUUUUCUUACUCGCGCUUUUGGGUCCCUUCUCUGUCGUACAGAUUCCUCGUUUCGUUACGAGCACUACAUUAUGGUUGGGUUACGCCAACUCUAUGUUGAAUCCAAUAAUUUACGUGACAUUUCAUCAAGACUUUCGUCGAGCGUUUAAAUAUCUUCUGUGCCUCCAAUGCGCGACAAUGGGCUCCAGACUACGGGCCGAGGCUUACCAAAGCCAAUACGGCACCGAAAGGGGUCAGUUCGUGGCCAACGAGUUCGCCACCACUAAUGCCGAAAGUUUUUCGGACAAUAAAAAUAUGAUUCACUUUCGAGAAGAGCGUCGAAGUACUGGCGGUCUAUGCAGUGGUGUUGAGAUCACAUCCCGAGACCGGAUCGACAAACUAGAAAACGAGGCAACGCUUUGAUGUCUUCUCCCUUUUGCUAAAAUACUAUACAUUUUUCAAACGAAAAACUAGAUAAAUAUUAUCAAUACAUUUAUCUGAAUGUGUUUUUUGUUUUGUUUUUUUUGUAAAAAGGUUCACAAAAACUAUUAACGUUACGAAAAACUUUAAGACUCGUUUUUAUCAUUAAAUUCAAUAAACGGUUAAAUAAAUAAAUCAUUUCUAUUUACAGGGAUUUCCAAAUGUUAUCAAUUUUAUUCAUACAUUACAUUAUUUGUAACAUAUU
Medioppia subpectinata is the source of this 1582-nucleotide messenger RNA. Lineage: Eukaryota; Metazoa; Arthropoda; Arachnida; Sarcoptiformes; Oppiidae. The record is from the annotation of a GenBank genome assembly.